Spodoptera frugiperda (fall armyworm) is the source of this 2743-nucleotide messenger RNA. RefSeq names its product cilia- and flagella-associated protein 52. The record is from RefSeq and is a predicted model, not a curated record. Gene Ontology annotation, biological process: cilium assembly. The coding region runs from base 125 to 2479 and encodes 784 amino acids. Gene Ontology annotation, molecular function: protein binding. The transcript is spliced from 16 exons. Lineage: Eukaryota; Metazoa; Arthropoda; Insecta; Lepidoptera; Noctuidae.
AACCGUCAAAGCAAACAUCAAGUCUUCUGAACUGACAAUAUAUUUUAUCUUUUAAUAUUUCCUAUUUUAUUAUACAAAUAUUACUAAAUAUAUUGUACAAUAACUUAAAAGACUGAUAUAUAAAAUGGGUGAUGUAAAGAAUUUGGAGUCUUAUGCUAUCAUUGGCUUUGAUGGCUCGGCUAUUCGCGGGCUUAAGGUCCACCCAGACAGUGAACACAUAGUGUAUCCAAUGGGCAACAAGGUCUGCAUCCAGGAGUGGAAGACCAAGAAGAUGUACUUUCUCAGCGGACAUAGCAACAGUGUGUCAACUGUCGCGAUAUCUCCCAAGGGCACUUUUGUGGGGUCGGGGCAAAUAAACCACAUUGGGUUUAAAGCUUCGGCUAAAGUGUGGGAUUUUAAAAAGAAGAUACAAGUUGGAAGUCAUGAACUGCAUAAGGUUCGCGUCGAAUCGUUAACAUUUUCAUCAGACGAGCGCUACAUGAUAUCGCUAGGUGGUCGUGAUGAUGGCUGCGUGGUCCUGUGGGACUGUUUCGCGGAGUCUGCUACAGGAACAGCAGCAGCAACUAGGCUGACUACAGGAGACGCUGUGACCCUGACCGCCCUCAAUUUGAGGGUCAACUCCUUUGUUACGGGUGGCGACUCCAACCUGAGAGUAUGGAACAUUCGCGCCGAAAGCAAGAACCUGGACGUGGUAGAUGUAGCGCUCGGUAAACUCCGGCGCAGUGUGCGCUGCAUCGCCGUUAAUAAAACCGAUACCUAUGGAUAUGCUGGGACGACGACGGGCGACAUGAUAAAGUUUUCUAUAAACUACCCGGCUGACCCGACGGCUUCGGUGAACAUGUGCAAGCCGGCGCUGAUUGGCUGCCUCGCCAAGUGUGGACCGUGGAAGAAGGGCAAAAGACCGGAAUCCGUCUGCUACAGUCAAGGAAUAGAGUCAAUUCUCAUAAUGGACGAUGGAUGCCUCAUCGUGGGUGGUGGAGAUGGAACGAUCGAUAUCCUGGACGAGAUCAACUGGAAGGGAUCCUUCCCCAAAGGCAAAGUACUGGAUCCUAACAUGCCGUAUUUUAAAGCAUUAAAAUCAACGAAGCUGGAAGGCAGUAUAACUUCCUUGGAAUUGAUGGAGUCUCCCAACCUUCGCGACAACAAGCGGCUCCUGCUAGCUGGUACUAGGAGCAGUGAGAUAUACGCCAUCAACGUGGCCACCUUCAACCCUACCCUCGUCGUCACCUGCCAUCGAUGUGCUAUCAAUGAUAUUGCCUUUCCUGUUGGUAUGUCUGGAGUAUUCGCGACGGCGGGCUCUGGUGACGUGAGAGUGUGGUGCCUGGAGACGUGUCAGGAACUGCUCCGCAUCGUGGUGCCAAACUUCACGUGCUCUACUGUACUGUUCUCAGGAGAUGGGAAGUCUAUUGUCUCAGCGUGGAACGACGGCAACAUCCGUGCGUUCACGCCGCUGACGGGCCGGCUGAUGUACGUGAUCUUCAACACGCACAACAAGGGCACCUCCGCGCUCGACAUGACGGACGACGGCAAGACUCUCAUCUCCGGGGGCUGUGAGGGACAGGUUCGAGUAUGGGAUAUAAGACCGGAGCGACAAACCCUCAAGAAAGUCCUCAAAGAGCACAAGAGCCCUGUGUCUGCCAUACAAGUGUCGCCCAAUAACAAGGAGGCAGUCAGCGCCGGGACUGACGGCUCCUGCAUCAUAUGGGACCUUAUUUCGUUAUCCCGUCGCCAAGUGAUGUACGCGAACACGUUGUUCAUGUGUGUGUGCUUCGAGCCACAGGGCUGUCAACUGCUCACCGGAGGAUCCGACCGCAGGGUCGCCUACUGGGAGACUGGCAGUGGCAACCUUGCUAGAGAGCUGGAAGCUAGCAAAAUUGGAGCUGUGAACGGACUUCACAUCACUCGGAACGGUGACCUGUUCGUCACGGGAGGCAAUGAUCAAAUGGUUAAGCUGUGGAAGUACCAGGAAGGCAUAUACACGCACAUGGGUCUGGGCCACGCGGGCGCGGUGACGUGCUGCCGGUUCAGCCCGGACGCGCGCUACAUCGUCAGCACCUGCGCCGCCGGCAGCAUCAUCGUCUGGAAGGUGCCCGAGCAAUACAUCCGCAAAGACCCCCCACCGGCCCCCACGACCCCGCAAGCAGCGGAAACAUCAGCGAAGACAUUACAAGAAGAGCUCCGACUACCUCUGGCAGAGAAAACCGCGCAGAAAGCGGCCGGAGACCGGCCCUAUGUACCAUCUGCACCUAACAAGACGGAGAAGAUAGAAGCGAUGGACACGACGCGCGGCAGCGUGCACUCGACGUGCUGUCCGUGCGACUCGGCGCGCACCAACAACUCCAAAGCUUCCGACAAACCUAAACCCACACCUACCGGGACCAAGUGUUGUAGACCACCCGGUAGCAACAAAACAGAUAACUUACCGACGCGGACGACAAGUAAAGAAUACGUAUGCGGCAGUGGCGAUAAUAAGAAAUAAAUGUAGUUCAGUCAGUGUUGUUUGUGACUAAGUAUCUGAGGGCUUAGUACGAGUUUGUUUUGCGGUUAACGUGAUCGAAACGAGGGCGUGUUCGGCGCUCUCAUUGGUAGGUCCAUUCAAGCCGGCUAAUCGGAGCGCCCAACGCUUCGAUUCGAUUUCGUUAAACGUAAAGCAAAUUAGUACUAAGGGUACUGACUAUUCAACUAUACCGAAUUAUUUAUUUAUUAUGGCAUUUUAUAAUUAAACGUAUUUUGGUGAAACUUA